Messenger RNA from Eubalaena glacialis (North Atlantic right whale), 2506 nucleotides. RefSeq names its product RAB5A, member RAS oncogene family (gene RAB5A). The record is from RefSeq and is a predicted model, not a curated record. Gene Ontology annotation, molecular function: GTPase activity; GTP binding. NCBI's taxonomy places the organism in Eukaryota, Metazoa, Chordata, Mammalia, Artiodactyla, Balaenidae. Bases 466 to 1113 code for a protein of 215 amino acids. The transcript has 6 exons.
GGCGGCGAGGCCGGCGCCGGGCGGCGGAAGUGGUUACCGCGCUGGGACUGGAGUGUUUGUGUUUUGGUUAGCGAAGGAGCCGGCGGCCGGCCUGAGGGGAGGAGGGAGGAGGAAGAAGAAUUAGUGGGAACUCGAGCGCCGGCGGCGGCGGAGGAGGAAAAAGCAAAGAGGAAGGCGGAGCGGCGGGAGGCGGAGACGGAGACCGACGGGGGCGGCACCGCGGCACGAGCCCCGCACCGUCCAGUCUGAGGGGAGCGGCGAGACGAGGAGACGCGCCGCCGCCGCCGCCUUAGCCUCAGCCUCCUCUCGGGCUCCGCCUGGGACCUGCAGCCGGAAGCUUCGGCGCCGCGGCCCCGCGCGCUGCGGACUCAGGUUUCUCUACCUCCAGAAAGAAAAAAAUUGACACCUUGCAUCCUGGAAGUUCAUUUAAGAGACUGAAAUUAGGGACUUCUUUCAAAUUUGGACAUGGCUAAUCGAGGAGCAACAAGACCCAAUGGGCCAAAUACUGGAAAUAAAAUAUGCCAGUUCAAAUUAGUACUUCUGGGAGAGUCUGCUGUUGGCAAAUCGAGCCUGGUGCUUCGUUUUGUGAAGGGCCAAUUUCAUGAAUUUCAAGAGAGUACCAUUGGGGCUGCUUUUCUAACCCAAACGGUGUGUCUUGAUGACACAACGGUAAAGUUUGAAAUAUGGGAUACAGCUGGUCAAGAACGAUACCAUAGCCUAGCACCAAUGUACUACAGAGGAGCACAAGCAGCCAUAGUUGUAUAUGAUAUCACAAACGAGGAGUCCUUUGCCAGAGCCAAAAACUGGGUUAAAGAGCUUCAGAGGCAGGCCAGCCCUAACAUUGUUAUAGCUUUGUCAGGAAACAAGGCUGACCUCGCAAAUAAAAGAGCUGUCGAUUUCCAGGAAGCACAGUCCUAUGCAGAUGACAACAGUUUAUUAUUUAUGGAGACAUCAGCUAAAACAUCAAUGAAUGUAAAUGAAAUAUUCAUGGCAAUAGCUAAAAAGUUGCCGAAGAGUGAACCACAGAAUCCAGGAGCAAAUUCUGCCAGAGGAAGAGGAGUAGACCUUACUGAACCCACGCAGCCAACCAGGAGUCAAUGCUGUAGUAACUAAACCUCCAGUUUAAACUAACUGGAAUGUUCUUCUGCUUCCUAAUUGUUAAUAACAGUGGAAUUGGAGCAUUUAACCAGCCCAGUAUGACUUCCAAAAAGAAGAGACUUACGAUAGUCAAGUUUCUAAUACAGAAUUAUUUUAAGUGUUUUGAACUUAAUUUUUAAUAACAUGCAUGUGACCCUCUGACUAAUGUUUCAGCAGUGAAAGGGGAAAAUGAGAGCUGUGUGUACACUUAUUUCCUUGGAAUGUUAGCGGGACUCACUUCUCUUCACCAGGGAUAUAAACAGAUGACUCUGAACCACAGGUAACCAGCCAGUUCUGUGAAAAAGAUUUGGAACUUACUCAUUUGGGCUUUUCAGAAAAAAUUCUUUCUUUGGAAGGAGGUUCUAAAGAUAUUUAUGCUUAGCUACGAUAUUCAGGCCACCUGUAAUUUCUCUUAGUAUCCUUAUUUAAAGUACACAUUCCACAUUUUAACAAAUUAGCCACAAUGAAGCAGUCCCACAUCUUCAGGGGGAAAAAAUGAACAUUAGUGGCAUCUGAAUUAUAGCUAGUCCUGUUAUUUUUUAAAUGGGGUAAAAAAAAAAAAAAAAGUCAUAUGUAACCCUGUCUUAUUUUAGGAAUAUGAAAACUGAUAAAAUGCAUCUUAAAGAAUAGUGUUCCCUUCAAACAUGUAAGUUCUUCAACAAAAAUGAAACAAACCAGGUGUCCGUGAUUUCUGUUUAAUCACUGCUGGCCAUUACAUAGCUUUUGUUGUUUGGGAGUAGGGAGGGGCUUUUGUGCCCUUUGGACAUAGAAAUAGUCAAUGCACUAACAAUUAUGUACAUUCAAACUUGAUUAUUUCAAAUUCGAUCUUCAGCUGUACUGUAAAUAGGAUACUGCAUUGUAGUCUCCAUAUAUGUUUAUUACUUUUCUGUAAUAUUUAAGAGUUGCUUAAAAGUAUACAAAAUGUACAGUUACUAAAACAGCUAAUUUUUUCCUUCUCUCCCCCUUUGAAAGGAAGGGGCUUGAAUUGUUCCUACCUGGCUAGAACCAUAAUAAACAAUGUACCAGUAAUUUGUAACAUAAGUAUUGGAUAUGUUAGUAACAAUCUUGCAGCCUUGUUUUCCAAAGUUCAUUUUAUUUUGAUCAGUUCAGUAUAUUGCACUAAUUGUUUUAGGUAUUUUCAUUAUAUGAAAUCUACCAUGUGUCAGAGAUGAUUUAAUCUAUUUAAAUGUUGAACUGCUAGCAGAGCUUGUACAUUUACAGUAAUUCAAAAUUAGUAAGAAAAACAGUUCACCAGUGUUUAGUUUUAUAUUGAGGUGCUCAGGUUGGAAUAAAGUGGUAUAAAAAGCAGGUACUGGUUUUUCUCUUUUUUGACAUGAAACAGUGAACAUAUAUAAAUGGUACUGUAUAA